AUGUCCGAGUUUUUGCCAGCGGAAGUCGCGUACACCAAAUGCCAAAGAAGCAGACAAGUGUUGCUGUCGGUGGUGUGCAUCUUCCUUCCUAAAGUUAAACAGCGGUACACGGAGGUCUCGUGGAGUAUCGAGUCUGCAGACCAAGAGGAGCAACCCAUCAUUUGGUUUACUGGCGGCCGCUUGUAUACCGAUUUGUACAAACCAAUGGAGGGGAGGGUCCACUUCACAUCAGCCGAUCCCCAAAAUGGAGACGCGUCUAUCAUCAUCAAAGAUGUACGUCCGUCUGACACGGCGAUGUACCGCUGUCUGGUGAAGAAGUUACCAGAACUGGACCAGAAGAUCUUAGACCUGACAGUCAUUGAGGCACCCAGUCAGGCUCUGUGCAGUGUGGACGAAGAAGACAACAGUAUGACGCUGAAAUGCAGCUCUCUGCAAGGCACCCCACCUUUGCAUUACAUCUGGUCCAAGACCAGCGGAAAUAAGGUCUUGCCUACACAGGCCAUUGUCGACCCCACAGGAGCCACCUUGCAUUUCAACAGGCGGGAGUGUGGAAGCUAUCGCUGCACGGUGGAAAGUAUGGUGGGCACCAAACACUGUGACCUUCACCUAGACUGUUCGCUGCCCCUGGCCAACAAUGUGAGCAGUCCACGAUUGCUGACAACCACGGCAGUCGCUGCAAUCGUUGUCACUAUCACCACACUCUUCAUUGUCACAGUUGUCCUUGCCGUAUUCCUCUACCGCAAACGAAAAGAGCAACACCAGGACGUUGAAAUGGAAAAAUAA
Corythoichthys intestinalis (scribbled pipefish) is the source of this 783-nucleotide messenger RNA. RefSeq names its product coxsackievirus and adenovirus receptor homolog. The record is from RefSeq and is a predicted model, not a curated record. The coding region runs from base 1 to 783 and encodes 260 amino acids. Gene Ontology annotation, cellular component: bicellular tight junction; intercalated disc; basolateral plasma membrane. Gene Ontology annotation, biological process: homotypic cell-cell adhesion. The transcript has 3 exons. Gene Ontology annotation, molecular function: cell adhesion molecule binding. Lineage: Eukaryota; Metazoa; Chordata; Actinopteri; Syngnathiformes; Syngnathidae.